AUGGCUUCAACUUCAGGUGAUCCCCAGCCACCAAAGAUGAGUUUGCUGUACCAUAUGGAGGUACAGCUAGGCGAGCGAUUUUCUCUCGGCCCCGUACCGAACGGCCAAGAGCGCAUUGUGAUCCCGAUCGUUGGUGGCACCUUCAAGGGGCCGAAGCUUUCCGGCAAAGUCCUCAAUCUCGGCGCAGACUGGCGUCUUACCGAUGUGGACGGCAAGAUCCGGCCCGACGCGCGAUACAACAUUCAGACCGACGACGGCACAUGGAUCUAUGUCCAAACAGAGGGCCCAACGCAGUCAAACGGCAGAACGCUGCUGCGGGGCAAGUUUGAGACUGCAACGAACGGGACCUACGACUGGUUGAAUGAUGUUGUAGCCGUGGGCGUGCUGACCAGGAGCGGAACUGAAGGCGUGACUAUCGAUAUGUGGGAGGCAAGUGCGCCAUGA
Molecule: messenger RNA, 444 nt
Organism: Boeremia exigua
Lineage: Eukaryota; Fungi; Ascomycota; Dothideomycetes; Pleosporales; Didymellaceae
Exons: 2
Coding region: 1-444 (147 amino acids)
Source: RefSeq, a predicted model, not a curated record